This is a messenger RNA of Cyprinus carpio (common carp), 2052 nucleotides long. Its product is annotated as THUMP domain-containing protein 3-like. The transcript has 11 exons. Gene Ontology annotation, biological process: tRNA methylation. Bases 373 to 1893 code for a protein of 506 amino acids. The record is from RefSeq and is a predicted model, not a curated record. NCBI's taxonomy places the organism in Eukaryota, Metazoa, Chordata, Actinopteri, Cypriniformes, Cyprinidae. Gene Ontology annotation, molecular function: RNA binding; tRNA (guanine) methyltransferase activity.
UUUCUAUAUUUGUAAUUUUCACAGUAUUGUACUGGAUUCAUACUGAUAUUUAUUUUUGUUAUACUAUGCAUUUUCAUCAUUCAUUUAAAAUUUGAGUGUUUGAUUAAGCUUUUAAGUAGUUAUUUGAAACUAUUUAUAGCCUAUAUUUGAAUUUUACAGUAUUGGUUUCAUAUUGACUUCUUUUUGUUACAGUUUAUGCAGCAAUGUUAUGAUUAAUCAUGUGACUUUUAUCAGGGAAAAAACUUCAAAGGUCUCGGGGAAAAGGUAAUGAACUUUGGUCCAUGUUAGCGGUAGGUGGCGGUAAUGCACUGUGUCAGUUUGCGAUCCACUGUUUAACGAAAAAGGAAGAAAGGAGUUUAUCUGGGGCUGAUAAUGCAGGAGCUUGAUCAGACUGUCACAAUCGGAGCGACUGUUCCGACGGGAUUCGAGCACACUGCAGCGGAGGAGGUCCUGGAGAAGCUUGAGGCCACUGCUAGAGUCAGCAAAAACAGAGGAAGAAUUUAUUUUGAUAUAACAACAGAUAAACUUCUUAAGGUACAUCAGCUGAAGUCUCUAGACAAUUUGUUUGUUGUGGUAAAAGAAUAUGACGACUACCAAUUCAAACCCACAAAGGAGGAAGUGCAAAUCGAUUGGCAAGAGCUGGCCAACAAGUUGCCUUGGACCAAUGCCUUAGAAGUCUGGAAGUUGAACAAUUCUAUAAAAAAGAAAAAAGGACGUCGGAAAAGAACUAACCCCACAAAAUCAGAUCAGUGUGGCAAUGUUGACACCAAAUCUACUGAUACCGUCCCAUCAGACCCAGAAGAGCUCUGCGAAGAUCUCGAGGCUCUAGAAGUGAAGGGAAACCAAAGAGAUGUUUCUUCUCAGCCAGAAAAUUAUUCUGAGACAGAAAAACACUCUGAAAUCCAGGAUCAGGAGUCAGGGGUGACACCUCUUAAGUUUCGAGUAACAUGCAACAGAGCCGGAGACAAACACUGCUUCGCCUCAAAUGAUGCUGCACGAGACUUUGGAGGAGCUGUGCAAGAAUUCUUUCAGUGGAAAGCAGAUAUGACUAAAUUUGAUGUUGAGGUGCUGUUGAAUAUCCACAAUAAUGAAGUUGUUGUUGGUAUUGCUCUCACAGUGGAGAGUCUACAUAGGAGAAACAUUACUCACUUUGGCCCGACUACUCUACGUUCUACACUGGCUUAUGGCAUGCUUAGACUUUGCAAGCCACAAGUGUCAGAUGUGAUUGUAGAUCCCAUGUGUGGAACUGGAGCAAUACCUUUAGAGGGAGUUAUGGAGUGGCAGAAUUCAUUCUUUUUAGCUGGAGACAACAAUGGCACAGCAGUCAGCCGGUCGCGUUCUAACAUCAAGCACAUUCUUAAGAGAACACAUGAUGGAGGAAGAAUUAUGAGAGAGCACACUCCCAUGGAUGAAAAGCAACCCCACACAUGGAUGGUCUCAGGAUGCUGCACUGUUGGCCCAACACCAGACUCAUGUUUUUCAGGCUUGCCCUUAGACAUAGUCCAGUGGGACUUAUGCAAUCUACCCAUGAGAAGCAGUUCAGUGGAUAUCAUCAUUACUGACAUGCCUUUUGGAAAAAGAAUGGGAUCCAAGAAGAAGAACUGGGAAUUAUACCCUUUAUGUCUUCGAGAAAUGGCUCGAGUUUGUAAACCUGGUACAGGAAAAGCUGUACUGUUGACCCAGGAUAAAAAAUGUUUUUUGAAGGCAUUGUCGCAGAUGGAGGGGCUGUGGCGGAAAUUGCACACUGUUUGGGUGAAUGUGGGAGGACUACAUGCUGGUGUUUUUGUUCUCAAAAGAACGGCAGUAGUUUUUGGCACCACUCCUGAAGAUGUAAUGGAGCCUCAUACAGCAACAGGAUCACAAAAAGAGAGUAUGAAGGAUGGUAGUCUGUGAGAAGCUUGACAGACAAAUUAGCAACCGCCAUUGUGUUCCUCCUCUUUUUUUUUUUAAGGUUAAUAUGCCAAAGUUUCUUUUCUGUCUUUUUUGAUUAGUUCACUCAAGACAUAAUCUAUCCUGAUUACAAGAUAAUAAAAUGUUAAUGUUUGCAUUCAA